Messenger RNA from Candoia aspera, 5900 nucleotides. RefSeq names its product CD99 molecule like 2 (gene CD99L2). Gene Ontology annotation, biological process: T cell extravasation; positive regulation of neutrophil extravasation; homotypic cell-cell adhesion. The record is from RefSeq and is a predicted model, not a curated record. The transcript is spliced from 11 exons. Lineage: Eukaryota; Metazoa; Chordata; Lepidosauria; Squamata; Candoiidae. The coding region runs from base 154 to 945 and encodes 263 amino acids. Gene Ontology annotation, cellular component: plasma membrane.
CCGCCGCCGCCGCCGCCUCCUCCCUCUCCGGCGGAGGCAGAGGCUGCUGCUGCUGCUGCUGCUGCGCGCCCCGGUCCGGUCCGAUCGCCCGCCCGGAGAGCUCCCCGCACCGGCCGUGCGCCCUCCUCGCCCGCCGCCCGCCCCGGGAGAGAGAUGGCCGGGAGGCGCCCCCGCCUGCUCGCCCUCCUCCUGCUCCUCCUCGCCGUCGCCCUGAGCGGCCGAGGAUAUGCCGAUGACUCGGGCUUCGAUCUAGCAGAUGCGCUGGAUGACUUGGUUCCGACAAAGAGGCCUACUCACAAGCCACCCAGGAAGCCUUCGGGUGGGACAGGUGAACUUGACCUGUUGGAUUACUUUGAUUCCCCACCGGAGAGAACCACCAGGCCUGCGAAGGCCACCACUGGCCCUUAUCCAAGGAAACCAGAUGACGGCCGCUGGAACAUACCCCAUACCACCACCACCAAGCAGCCCAAAACUACCAAGCCUCCCCCCAAAAAGACUCCAGCGAAAGAUCCGAUGGAUUUAGACUUAUCCGAUGCUUUAGAUGACCGAAAUGACAGACACCCUGGCGGCAGGCCGACUAAAGGAAACCCUGGUGGAGGAAUUUCUGAUGCUGACCUGAUUGGUAUCGUGGAUGAAGGAGGCUAUCAGCCAGAUAAGAAAAAAGGAGAUGGUGACACGGAUUACAAUAAUGGUGCCCUGGUGGAGACUGGGACAAUUGCUGGUAUUGUUAGUGGCCUGGCCAUGGCCUUGAUUGGUGCUGUCAGCAGCUAUAUCUCCUACCAGCAAAAGAAAUUCUGCUUCAGCAUACAACAGGGUCUGAAUGCGGAGUACGUCAAAGGAGAAAACAUGGAAGCGGUGGUGACUGAAGAGCCACAAGUGAAAUACUCCGUCCUAGAACCACAGACAGCAGAAGCUCCGCCGCCGCAAGAAAACGCAAAAGUCUGAAUCUCGGAUGUCUGGCUUAAAAAGAAGCAAUUGUUGGCAAAAAAAAAAAAAAAAGACACAUCACCCACAUACACGCACACAAACACGCACGCACACACACACACACACAAAACACCCCUCUCACAUAUUUGUAAUUUAGCUUUUACGAACGUUUAAUUUGGAUCCAAAGCUAUUUAAUGUGCAUUCCCCUGACUAGGGCAGGCUUAUUAUUAUUAUUAUUAUUGUGGUAGGCUGUAGACUGGUUGGAAAAUGUUAUUUCGGGUUUGAGUUUGUCGUGAAGAGUCGUGGGUUUACAUUGCCGUGGGUCACGUAGGAGCAUUGGUCCGGUUGAAUGCUAAACGCAACGGUCCUUCCAAGUGGUGUUCCGUAGUAGUGAUAGAGACAUUCAUGAAUGACAUUUUGGUGGGGCAGGGUGGCGGGGAGAGAGACGGCGGUCAAGGCGGCAGUUGACAGGCGUGCUGAGACCAACUGAAGUGCCCGUAAAUGACCGAUCCAAAGUAGACCAUGUGGAAAUGGGGGGACCAGCCCUUUCUGAAAAGGGUUUCAGCCAAAUCUCAGCUGCUGGUGGGACUUCCACUGAGAGCGGCCUUUCUUGAGGGCCUGGUGACCUCUUUGCAGUAGCUACACCUCGACCGGUGCGACAGCUGUUAAUUGGCCAGGCCAAGAAGAGGCUGUUGCCCCAUAGGGCUGGGCUUUAUUUCAGCUACGAACUGUCUUUCGGUUCUAGUUUUUUCGAGGAAGACCAGGGACCUGUUUGAAAGUAGAACCUGGACCUCACCUGCUAUGCUGCUGUGCUGACCACUGAGAAGGGUUUUUUCCUGUUCACCUCCAUACAUUUGGACAGAAUGCAUGGGCUGCAGGCUUCCUAGCUGUUUGCUCCAGCUUUGCAGAGGGCUCCAGGACCUGGAUUUUAAGGACUGCAGGAACAGCUCAAGGGGGUGUGCUGUGUGCAAAAGGGUUCCCGCUGGGGGGGGGGGGUGAUUCAUUUGCACACCUCCCACCAAUCUUGCCCCCUGCACUCCAGAUAAAAAGGAAGGCAUCCAGAUGAGUAUAGAAUUAACGGGCUAAAAACCAGCAAAGGGAUGAGGUUUUGGUUCAGGGAACACAAGGGAUGAAAUAUAAUGGACAGUAUUGAUUAUUAUGAAAUGUUACACCUUCAGGUUUUCAAGGCCCGGUUUCUCCAACGUUCUCCAGCAGGCAGCAUUUCUGUGUCAGUAUUUUAUGGCCCAUCACCGCCUCCUGCUAAUUCAUACUUGGGGCCUGGUGUUCCCCAAGGUCUCGAUCCGAGCUCAACCAGUUUGUGGACAACCAUGUUUAUUCUGCAGCCCAGCGUUUGAAGGCCCUUGUCAAGGAGAGAAGAAUAUGCAGCCUGCUUAAAUGUUAUUUAGAUGACGGGCCUUUGAGCUGUUUCCCUGGAUGGAACUGGACUUAACAACCCCCUUCCAUACAUGGGAGUGAUUCUCCUGUCAGGUGGAAGCCACCCUUCCCUUGGUGUCCCUUGGUAUCUUGGCCCAGCAGAAAGCCUCAGCUGUUCCUCCUGGGGAGGCCCUGAGAAGGAAGACCAUUUGCAGGGUUUCCUCUGGAGCUGGGCUGCAGGCACAGAUGGGUUGUCCUCGGUGGGAAUUCUCUUGUCGGCCCAACUCUCGGGAUUUUCCCCACUUCCAACAGCUGGUAAGGUACAAGGGAGCUUUGCCAUCUGUGGGGAGGGGAGGCAAUCCCUUGGGGCAGGACGAUACGGCAAUUGCGUCCAUUCCUCCACCCUGUUCAUCUCAUACAGCAGCUUGGCUGUUCUUCCCAUCGUGCCUAUGCAGUUGACAAGAAACCACCAGGGAAGACUAAGGAUAGUGCUGGGAUACCUGCUAGCUGAUGUCCUUCAUGCUCUCCCUUUUGGUUGGUUCAUAGAUGGGAAGGUGAGGACCACAUGGCCUGCACAGCGGUGUAAAAAUGCUUCUGGUAGAAGGCCAGGAUAUUCACAGAAGGAGGCCACGCGGCUGCCCGUUUUCACUCUUUCCCCCAAGCAAAACUUGGUCCCUGGUAUUUCUUAAAUUUAGCUGGAUCCCAGUUAUUUUUAUCUUGCAACAGGGGCAGCAGAGGACAUUAAACAAAGGGGCUUUCUAGCCCUGUUUUUGGGAAAAGUUCUGCUACUACUACUACAGGUGUUAGCUCAGAGGAACAGCAGCCAGCCCUGUGUUGUGGAGCUGAGCAAGAAACAAGCUUAAAGGUUGGCCCACGUUGGUCACUCUUAACCUAAAGCCUGUUAGCCGUGCAUUUCACCAUUGUAGCAAGGUAUACAUUUUCACAUGCAAGGUUAGAGUAUUUUUUUUUCCUCUUUAGUGCAUGUAUCGGUCCAUAUUAUGUAUUACACGGUGUUGGGGGAAAAAUGCAGGUGAAAUGCCUAAUUCAGAUUUCAUUCACCAACUGAUCCGGUGUGAUAUUUGUAGGGGAUUUUUCUGGUAGGUUUUGGCAUGGGAAUUUGGAAGCAUCGGAGCUGGGCGGGGGCAGUCUGCACGUCUGGUCAAAAAUGUCCAGGUGGCGGCCACAAUACUCAAGAAUGAGCAGAGCUUCAAGCGUGCUGACAUGGCCGCCAUGUUUACUUUUUUUGACCACAUCCUGUGGACCCACCAGGUCAAAGCCCUCAUUCAAGUGAGGGAGAUUGGCAUGUGGAACUUUCUGUUUGGAGAUGCUGCUGUGCAUCAUGGAAGUGUCUUGAGUAAAUCUCCUAAUGUAAGGGGUGCUACCAGCUGUAUCCAUAGGGGCUUAAGGAAAUCGCUUGAAAUUUUGCCCUGAGACCCCCAUCUUUAUCCAUGAUGGAGGUAAGUCCCACUGAUUUCAGUGGAAGGCCAACAGGAGGCAGUUAAAAAUGCUAGCCCAGAAGUCUGUUGUCAACUGUGGGAAUUCCUUCUGCUCUGUUCUGGCUUGGUAAUUUGCAGUUCAUAAGCAUUAUAAGACCUUUAAAGGAAUAAUGUAUAUUGUGGAUGUACUAAAUUCUCAUAUUGCUUUAUUCCUCUCCCCAAUGUUCUAAUUCCAUUGUUGGCUUGAGACUUAAACCAGGACUUGGGGGCCAAGGGGGGGGGGGAAUCAAAGGAGGAUUGCAGCUUGCUUAAGGAAGUCACUGAAAUGACUUCUUCUUGGUGGGACUCUGCUAUGAAGGACUCACAGUUUGAUUAAGAACUAGUUAGGAAAGUGGUUUUGAAGGUUCCUCACAUUUGAGGUGGCUCUAGAUACUGGAGAGCAAGGUCUUGACUUGUGUUUCUGUUUUCUAAAUUCAGUAGAGCAGAGUGUUCAGGUGAGCUAAACCACACAGAUGAAUCUACAUAACUGCUUAUUCCCAACUACUUUUUAAGCUCUCUCUUGACAAAGGUAGUCAAGUACAUCAAACAUUAGACUAGGGUACAGUGGUGCAUCUUUCAAUAAAUGGUGGGCAAAUGGUGAGUCUACUUGGACUAGAAAUCAUUUUCUCACAUAGAUGAAGUUUCUUUCUUCCUUCCUUUGGCCAAUUAUGGGGAAAUGUUACUGUAGAUGUAAAUUGUCUGUUUUGUUGUCUUUCUAUUACUGUCCUGCCACUGAUCUGCAUCUUGAAAUGCUGUGUAUUGGGGGAGUUUAAAUAACCCGCUACCCACCUAGAUGUUUGAAAGACGUAUGUAUUUCAGAUUCCAUGAACAAAACCCCCCAAGCGUUACAUUAAGAAAAGCGACCAGGCUUUCAAGAUGUGGCAGUGGAUGAACCUCAGAGGUACUUCCUUUCCCCAAAGUCUUUUUAUAUGAAUUUGGUAAAUGGUUAUGCCUUAAUGUAAAUUUUAGAUAGUCCAGCAAAAGGGAGGUACUUGUUAAGUACGACUCAACGUCAGGUGCAAAGAGCAACGGUGACUGUUAUGGCCUCCCCAGACCAUGAAGAACAGCGUGGUCUUCCCCAAAAGACAGAGACUUUAAGUUCUUACGCCCUGGUUCUUUAUCCGAGCAACUGAUGGCCCAGGCAAAGGUCUAGCCUCCGUGGGGUCCGCGUCGCCAUGCUGCCAAGCCGGCAGUGGUUCUAUGGGCAAAGGCCAAUCCUGUUGCCUUUCAGCCCUCCAGAAAUCCUACUGUGGAGCAGAAGAACUCUGCUGCCGUGAAAAUACGCAAGAUUAGAAUACAUAAAAACUCCAUGUCGAGGACAGCGCAAUUCAGCCUGAGAUUCCGGGCAGACAGGCGGUUUCGUUGACUUGCCUGGGCCAUCCUUGGAAAGUAGAGAGAUGCCAGGGGUUGACAUCGGGGGUCUUUUGCAUGCAAAGCAUGUGCUCCCUCACUGAACUAUGAUCUCUCCCCGUUGGGGAAUUCUGUCCAUUGUCUGUAUAUUCAACCAACAGUAUGUUUGGCUUUUUCCUGGCUAACUUCUCUGUAGCAGUGCCAGCUGUGUUGUACAACACCUCUUGGGGGGGUCCAUUUCCGUUUUUCUACUCUGCUUUUUUAUAUUCGUAAUUAAAACGAUCUGUGAGCUGAAACGCCACAUCUGUAAGCAUAGCCAGAUGUUCAGAGCAGGACAAAUCACAUGCAUUAAAAGUCUUCCAUCAGGCCAAAGAUGUAUGUGUGUGUGUGUAUAUAUAUAUAUAUAUAUAUAUAUAUAUAUAUACCACAUAUUGUGCCCUGAAUUUAUAUGCAACAUGUGUUCUUGGAAGUUAAAAGGAGACAUCUAAUUAGAGAAAAAGAAAGGGGUUUCCUGUUAUGAGAAGGCUAGGAGGAACUUAAGCCACUUCUGCUUUUUAAAGAACUGGCUUUGAUUUUACCUUUCUCUCCUUCUCAGCUUGCAUUUUCGUUUGGCGAACAUUUACCAGCAUCAGUUGUCACCUUCUCAUGCGACUGGCAGCAAAUGGUUUUCUCAUUGUCCAAAGCUCUGCUGUUGUAUGAAUUAGCGUUCAUCCGAAGGGCAGAACUUAAUAGCAGAAAAGGGAGCUAAAGCAAAAAAAAAAAAAAAGACAAAAA